GGACAACGAGGUGUCCUCAAAUGUCAGCCCUGGUGUCCCGACUGUCCCAUUUGCGUCAGGCGGUGUCUCGAUCAGUGAUACAGACAGGCGGUUGUUACGCCGAGUGAUCUGGACUAUUAUUGGGGUCAAUAUACAUGACAACAGUUUCAGCCCG
This is a messenger RNA of Sphaeroforma arctica JP610, 154 nucleotides long. RefSeq lists its product as hypothetical. The transcript has a single exon. The annotation marks the transcript as partial. The record is from RefSeq and is a predicted model, not a curated record. NCBI's taxonomy places the organism in Eukaryota, Ichthyosporea, Ichthyophonida.